CCUGACACUUUACAGGCCGCCCGGGUAUUAAGACCAUUGACUCACCAAUUUAGCAAGUACUACCUACCUGUCCUAGACUCUACAAUAUCUCGCCUCACUUCACCACUCUGCAAUUCGAGGUUAGGACCGGGACGGUAGCGCCGAUAACAGCAUGGCCGCAAACGUCAACGCCGCGGCUCUUGACGAGUCGCCGAUUCCCGAGCCUGUCCAGAAGCAGCAAAAGCAGACCAUUGACCCGUACAAUGUCUCCGGCGAAGUUGGCGAGGACGGCGUGGUCAAGGCCAUCGACUACAACAAGCUAGUCGACGAGUUCGGCACCAAGAAGAUCGACGACGAGUUGCUCGCCCGUUUCGAGCGCGUGACCGGGAAGCGCCCACAUCACUUCCUUAGGAGAGGCAUUGUCUUCUCACACAGAGACUUCGAGUUGAUUCUCGACCGCUAUGAGCGCGGCGAGCCCUUCUUCCUGUACACGGGCCGCGGGCCCUCAUCCGACAGUGUACAUGUGGGGCAUACGAUCCCGUUCGAGUUUACAAAGUGGCUUCAGGAUACCUUCGAUAUGCCUCUCAUCAUCAUGUUGACGGACGACGAGAAGUAUCUGUUCUCCGAGAAGCGAACGGUCGAGGAAGUCCAGGGGUACUGCAACAGCAACUCCAAGGAUAUCAUUGCUAUUGGCUUUGACCCAGCGAAGACAUUCAUCUUUUCUGAUUUCGACUAUGUCGGCGGCGCCUUUUACAGGAAUAUCGUCCGUUUGUCGAAGCACAUCACGCUCAACCAGGCUCGCGCCAUUUUCGGAUUCAACGAGAGCAGCAAUAUUGGGCGGAUUCACUUCGGCAGCGUUCAAGGGGCGACAAGUUGGGCGUCAUCAUUCCCGCAUAUCUUCGGCGAAGACGAGACCAAGACCGUCGGGAUACCGGCGCUCAUUCCCUGCGCCAUCGACCAAGAUCCGUAUUUCCGUAUGACACGGGAUGUGUCGGCAAGGUUAAAGUUCCAGGGGAAGCCCUACGCCAAGCCAUCACUCAUCCAUUCCCUCUUCCUCCCGGCUCUUCAGGGGCCUGGCACGAAGAUGUCCGCAUCGAUCGAUGAGUCCGCAAUCUUCAUGAAGGAUACCCCCAACCAGAUCAAGAACAAGAUCAACAAGUUCGCCUUUUCGGGCGGCAAGGUGUCGGUUGAGGAACACCGAAACCUUGGGGGUGACACCAGCGUCGAUGUGGCGUUCCAGUACCUCCGCUUCUUCCUCGAAGAUGACGAAGAGCUGGAGAGGAUCAGGGUGUCGUACGAGAAGGGGGAGAUGCUGACCGGCGAACUAAAGGCCAUCUGCAUCAAGGAGCUGCAAACGUAUGUUGCCGCUUUCCAGGAGAGGAGAGCCAAGGUGGACGACGCAACGGUCAAGGAGUUUAUGGAGAGGCGGCCGCUGAAGUGGGGAGGCAACCCCCGCGCGACGAUAGUCGUUCCCACGAUCGAGAACGGGGAUGCUGGUGAGGCCGGGGAAGGGGAUGGGAAGAUGACCAAGAACCAGCUCAAGAAGCUCGAGAAGAUUAAGCAAGCCGAGGCCAAGAAGGCGCAGAAGGCGAAGGAGAAGGCGGAACAAGCAGCGGCGAAGGCGGCAUAGAUUUCGGGCUCGGUAAGAGGUUUGUCGGACCACGUAGACUCGAUCUUUGGCGCCAAAUGUGACCAUCUCAGCGAGUUGAGCGAGCAAAUAGACUUGCAAGUUACGGCCGGGUCACGGUUCAGGAGAU
This is a messenger RNA of Chaetomium fimeti, 1736 nucleotides long. RefSeq lists its product as uncharacterized. Gene Ontology annotation, molecular function: ATP binding; tryptophan-tRNA ligase activity. Gene Ontology annotation, biological process: tryptophanyl-tRNA aminoacylation. The transcript is spliced from 11 exons. Lineage: Eukaryota; Fungi; Ascomycota; Sordariomycetes; Sordariales; Chaetomiaceae. Gene Ontology annotation, cellular component: cytoplasm. The record is from RefSeq and is a predicted model, not a curated record. Bases 152 to 1609 code for a protein of 485 amino acids.